AUGCGAGAGUAUGAACAAGCUCAGCACAUGCUCAAGCUCGAUGAUAGCUCAGUUGGUAGAAGGCCACAUUACUAUCUGACUCAUCAUGGGGUGCUCAAGCCAGACAGCUCCACCACGAAGCUCAGGGUUGUUUAUAACGGUUCAAGUGCCAGCUCCACUGGUCACUCGCUCAAUGACAUCAUGCACGCUGGUCCUAAUCUGAUGCUCAACAUCUUCGACUUGCUCAUUUGGAUACGUCAACUCAAGUAUCUCUUUGCGACUGACAUCACAAAGAUGUACCGGCAAAUCAAGAUACACCCAGAUGACCAGGAUCUUCAACGCAUCGUGUGGGUGAAUGAACAGCAUGUUGAAUCUCAUUUUCAGCUCACCACAGUCACUUAUGGAACUAAGUCAGCACCGUUCCUAGCUGUAAGAACGCUGCUUCAGCUCGCUGAAGAUGAAGGCUCCCAGUAUCCUCUUGCUGUGAAACCGAUCACUCACGGGCGUUACGUUGAUGACAUCUUCGGAGGAUCCGAUACAGUGGAACAGCUCGUGGAGACUGCUCACCAACUCAUACGGCUCUGCCAUACGGGCGGAUUCCCGCUGGCUAAGUGGCACUCUACUUCUCAGCAACUGUUGAAAGAGGUCUCGUCUGAGCUUGGCGAGACCUCAGGCAUCUCAUUCGAUAACUGUGAUACCAAAAUCCUUGGUAUUCGAUGGUCACCUCAACAGGAUGUGUUCGACUUCUCAACAAUCUCGUCUUCUCCCUCCAAACGAUUCUCAAAACGUCUCGUCCUCUCAGAAGUAGCACAAAUAUUUGAUCCAUUAGGUUUCGCCUCUCCAGUCAUAAUUAAAGCUAAGAUCUUUCUUCAGGCUCUCUGGUUGCAUAAUCUCGACUGGGACGAACCACUCUCGGAACAGCUCAUCUCACAAUGGCUCAGCAUCAGACAAGAUCUCAUUAGCCUGGCCAGGCUCUCUAUCCCACGUUGGUUCAACACUCUCUCUAAUUCAGCUGUUGAACUACAUGGCUUCUCUGAUGCAUCGCAAUUCGCAAUCGCAGCUGUUGUUAACACUCACAUGGAUCAAGGCUCAUCCAUCAAGAUGGAARGAUUACGUACGCAACCGCGUAAUCAAAAUUCAAGAACUCUCAAGGAACGCUCAUUGGAGGUAUCAAGACAAUCUCAGCUGCCAAGCUCGCACCCACUGUCUAGGCUCACCGCAUUCAUUGAUGCCGGCGGUGUGCUCAGGGUGGGCGGUCGCCUCUCAAGGUCCGAACUCAUGAACGAGGCCAAACAUCCAGCAAUUCUCCCUCGUAGCUCCAGGCUCUCAGAACUCGUCAUCGCCCAUGCUCACAAGAAAACGAUGCAUGGAGGCACUCAGUCAACUCUGAGCGAUGUUGUAUUAAAUGCUUUUAUUGCCUUUUGA
Molecule: messenger RNA, 1404 nt
Organism: Polistes dominula (European paper wasp)
Lineage: Eukaryota; Metazoa; Arthropoda; Insecta; Hymenoptera; Vespidae
Source: RefSeq, a predicted model, not a curated record